This is a messenger RNA of Cavia porcellus (domestic guinea pig), 1125 nucleotides long. RefSeq names its product olfactory receptor 2H1-like. Gene Ontology annotation, molecular function: olfactory receptor activity; G protein-coupled receptor activity. Gene Ontology annotation, cellular component: plasma membrane. Lineage: Eukaryota; Metazoa; Chordata; Mammalia; Rodentia; Caviidae. The record is from RefSeq and is a predicted model, not a curated record. Gene Ontology annotation, biological process: G protein-coupled receptor signaling pathway; detection of chemical stimulus involved in sensory perception of smell. Bases 196 to 1125 code for a protein of 309 amino acids. The transcript has a single exon.
UCUCAAAAAUACCAAUAUGCUGUUUUAAAAAAACCUAUGGAGAGAUGUUCUAUGUUACUGGUAUAACAUGGAGGAAAACAUUCACAUCUCCUAUUGGAAUACUACCUGGGAAAUCUAUCUAUCUCUAGAUAAAUAGCAUCAGGGUGUUACCAAAACUGAUCAUUACAUCCAAACCCAAAGACAAGAGCAGUCAGAAUGGCCAACGCGAGUUUCCCAGCAUACUUCAUUCUUCUGGGCUUCUCCAAGUGGCCCCGGCUCGAAGUGGCUCUCUUCUGGAUUGUUGUGGUCUUCUACAUCAUGAUUGUCCUCAGCAACUCGACCAUCAUCGUGCUGUCACGUGUGGACUCCCACCUCCACACUCCCAUGUACUUCUUCCUCAGCAAUCUCUCCCUCCUGGAGCUCUGCUUCACCACAACCACUAUGCCCCAGAUGCUCUCCAACUUGUGGGGUCCUGACAAGCACAUCACCUACACAGGCUGCGUCAUCCAGCUCUGCGUGUUCCUCUGUGCUGGAGCCACGGAGUGCAUCCUGCUGGUGGUCAUGUCCUUCGACCGCUAUGUCGCCGUGUGCCAGCCCCUGCGCUAUCCCAUCAUCAUGCACUGGCCCCUCUGCUGGAAGCUGGCCCUCUCGGCCUGGCUGUCUGGACUGACAGAGUCUCUCAUCUUGUCUCCUGUCACGCUCCAGCUGCCCUUCUGCUCGCAUCACCGCCUGGAUGAUUUCCUGUGUGAGGUUCCCUCCCUCAUACGCCUGGCCUGUGGCGACACUUCCAGCAACGAGUGGCAACUGACCGUCUCUUCCAUCCUCUUCACCAUGGUGCCGGUGGGGCUCAUCCUGACUUCCUACGGCUACAUAGCCCGGGCCGUGGGGAGGAUGCAGUCAGAGGAAGGCAGGCAGAAGGCCGUUUCCACCUGCUCUGCCCACCUGCUCGUAGUCUUCAUGUUUUAUGGCACGGUGGCCAUGGUGUACACGGACCCCAAGACCGAGUUCGCUUCACAGAACGGCAAGUUUUUCACCUUCUUCUACACUGUCGUCACACCUUUGUUCAAUCCUCUCAUCUACACUCUGAGGAACAAAGACGUAAAGAGUGCUUUGCUAAGACAGCUCAGAAAGCGCAUCCGUCCAUAA